AUGGAUAAAAAUAUGCACAAAUGUUCCAUUUUUGAUGUAUAUUCCUCAGAAAAGAAGAAGAUUUCAGAUGUUAACAAGUUACAAGAAGAUUUUGAGAGUGAAAGCACUUUGUCAAGUUCAAGUAUUGAAGAUUCUAAUAAAAAACGUGCAAUACUUGAUUUUGAAGCUUUGGGCGAAACCACAGAAGUUCAGGCAAAACUUGAAAUUUUUAUGAGUUAUAGAUUAAUGUCUUUAAAAUUAAUGGCUGAAGGAUGUUCGCUAUGCUGUUUAGAAAAAGGUGAUACAUUUGAAGAUUGGAAAUCAGCUGAAAAACAAGUUGAAAUUUAUUUAAAGCAAAAGUUUUAUGAUGUUGCGAUAAAUGAUAAUACAUCUCAGGCAAACAAGUAUCAGAUAUACUUAUCCCUUACAAUUGUUAUUAAUAAUCAUGCAAAAUCAAGAAUGGCUGCUACAGCUGUAGUUUCAGAUAAAACUAAAGAUAGUACUUAUCAGUGGAUUCUUAAAUGCCUUUUACGUGUUACAAAUGGUCUUGUACUAAGAGUAUUGUUUAUAGAUGCAUUUAUGAAAAAAUCUUGA
This is a messenger RNA of Rhizophagus irregularis DAOM 181602=DAOM 197198, 573 nucleotides long. RefSeq lists its product as uncharacterized. The record is from RefSeq and is a predicted model, not a curated record. Lineage: Eukaryota; Fungi; Glomeromycota; Glomeromycetes; Glomerales; Glomeraceae.